AUGGCGGUUCAGAAGAAUAAAGUCAUUAUCGAUACAGACCCGGGAAUCGAUGACAUUCUCGCCCUUCUGCUCGCGUUUGCCUCCAAGCCAGAGGAGAUCGAGGUGCUCCUCGUCUCUCUGACGUUUGGGAAUAUCGACGUGCGAAACUGCCUCCGAAACGCCGUGUCGUUGUUCCAUGUCAUUGAGCAGGAACUUGAAUGGCGCCGCAGCAAUGGGCUUGCCGAAGGGUUUGCGGCCUUGAAGGCGCUGAAGCCCAUUGUGGCAGUGGGUGCGGAUGGGCCGCUGAGCGGCGAGAAGCUGAUGGCGGACUAUUUCCAUGGUCAAGAUGGCCUUGGUGGCGUUCACACGACACACCCCCAUCUCACCGCCGCCCAGACAUGGGAAGUGCUGUUUUCUCCUCUGUCAGCGUCGGUGGAGGAACUGGAGGCGGCGGCGCGGAACCAUUCGUCGUUCACGGCCUCGCACAAGCCCGCGCACGAGGAGAUGCUGAGGCUGCUGCGCGAGCAUGAGCCGGACACCAUCACGAUCGUGGCGCUUGGCCCGCUUACGAACCUUGCCCUGGCAGCGGCACAGGAUCCCGAGACCUUCUUGAGAGCCAAGGAGGUGGUGGUCAUGGGUGGUGCCGUGGAUUGCCCAGGAAACGUCACGCCCACGGCGGAAUUCAACACCUUCGCGGACCCGAUCGCCGCGGCGCGGGUGUACGCGCUGACCUCCCCGCUGCCGCAGACAACGAUGCCGCCGGCGUCGAUCUCGCUGCCGCUCGCCGACUACCCGGCGCAGCUGAGCAGGCCGCUGACGCUCAAGCUGAUGUCGCUGGGCCUCACGCGGGCGCACAACCUGACGCGCGGGCACUUCCAGGCGCGCAUCGCGAAGCACGUGCACGCCGGGUCGCCGCUGGCGCAGUGGACGACGGCGUUCCUGGAGCACACGUUCGCGACGCUGGACGCGCUGCACCCGGGCCACGCGGGCGACGCGGCGGCGCUGAGCCUGCACGACCCGGUGUGCGUGUGGUACGCGCUGACAGCGCCAACAGCGGCAGUGGCGGCGCAGUGGACGCUGUCGCCGGACUCGCCGGUCGACCUGCGCGUGGAGACCAGCGGGCAGUGGACGCGCGGGAUGUGCGUGGUGGACCGGCGGCAGCGCAAGCGCCGCGAGCACGACAACCCGGACGUGACGGACAACGGGCUGUGGCUGGGGCGGCGGGCGGGCAACCGCAUCGAGUGGGUGGUGGGCUCGCCGGGCGCGGAGGCGCUGGCGGAGGUGCUGAUGGCGCGGGUGUUUGGCACGCCGUAG
Ophidiomyces ophidiicola is the source of this 1293-nucleotide messenger RNA. RefSeq lists its product as uncharacterized. The record is from RefSeq and is a predicted model, not a curated record. Bases 1 to 1293 code for a protein of 430 amino acids. The transcript has 6 exons. Gene Ontology annotation, biological process: purine nucleoside catabolic process. Gene Ontology annotation, cellular component: cytosol. Lineage: Eukaryota; Fungi; Ascomycota; Eurotiomycetes; Onygenales; Onygenaceae. Gene Ontology annotation, molecular function: purine nucleosidase activity.